This is a messenger RNA of Capra hircus (goat), 5234 nucleotides long. RefSeq names its product inactive serine/threonine-protein kinase TEX14. The transcript is spliced from 11 exons. Gene Ontology annotation, biological process: mitotic sister chromatid separation; male meiotic nuclear division; protein phosphorylation. Gene Ontology annotation, cellular component: intercellular bridge; kinetochore; midbody. The record is from RefSeq and is a predicted model, not a curated record. Lineage: Eukaryota; Metazoa; Chordata; Mammalia; Artiodactyla; Bovidae. Gene Ontology annotation, molecular function: ATP binding; protein binding; protein kinase activity. The coding region runs from base 2116 to 4137 and encodes 673 amino acids.
UUUAGAUGACCCUAGAGCACAGCGAGGGCAUUGAUCAAAGACUAAGGAGGUACCCCCCAAGCCCUGAGGCAGUCUAUCCGGCAAAGGGCCUGGGGUCAGCUCUACUCAACCAGUCAGUGGCUGACAUGGGAAUUUUCUUCACUCCUGUGGACACCCAGGUAAACAGCACAGAUGAAGAGCAAACACUGAAACACUGAAAUCUAGAGGCUGGGCUAAGGCCACACGUCCAGGGAGGGACAGAGAGAAGAACAAACCACUCUCUCACUUAAUAAGCAUUUACUGAGUCUCCUUCUGAGCUAGGCUCUGAGGUAAAUAACUCUGGGGACACAACAGAGACCAACACAACCCCAGGCCUGGCCUCACCGGGUUUUUAGUCCAGUAGGGGUAGACAGACCCACCUUCAGGCAGUGACAGCCCAGGGUAAUCAGGGCUGUGAUGGGUAAGCUCAGGGGAGUAUCUGGGCAACCUUGGGGAAAGCCCAGAGACUGAAGGAGGCCAGAGGAGACAUUUGGUGAUCAAGAGGGCUUCCCAGAGAAUUCCCAAGAAUAACCAAGUAAAUAUUGAGAAGAGCAUUCAAAGCCAAGGGCAUGUGCACAAACAGACUGGGGAAUGGGGAGACAAGGAUGGGCGGGGGCAGAUGAUGCAGUCCUAGGUGCCACACUGCAGGGCUUCAACUCUGUCCAAGGUCACUAGGGAGUCAGGAAGGUUUGAAGUAGGGAAGGGACAGAGUCAGGUAAGACUUAAGAGUCCCCUGGUUGUCACAUGGUGGGUGGACUAGGGGAAAAAACCACCAGAAGACUGAGUGGAAGGGCCAUGGAGCUGAGAGCCUGAAUAUGAGGGAGACAUUCAGGGUGAGACCCAGGGCUCUGGGUGAGAGGGGACAUGGGACCAACUCUUAAGAUGGGGAUCUGGCCGGAAAUGCAGUUUGGAGGAGAUACUGAAGCCAGUGUGGGACCGGGUGGGUGUGAAGGUCCCAGGGGACGUCCAGGGAGAGGUGUCCAGCACACUGAGGAGCCUACGUGUGGGGCAAAGAAGAGAGACUGGGGCAGAGACGAACAGGAAACUGCCCGUGGGGCUGAGAUGAGAAGCAUGGGAAGACAGCCAAAGACAGGGAUGGUGAAAGGCUGGGCAUUCCAAACAGCAAGGCAGUAACAUUAGGGAACAGCCACAGCUCUAGGGUGGAAAUUGCAGUCUUUUCUACGGCGUCGCCUCAGGGCCGUAAGAGUGGCUCUCAGAGGCGAGACGCUACUGUGCGCAAGCGCAAAGAUGGCUGGCGAUCACUGAUGCGCAUGCGCCUGGAAUUGCCGCCUAGACCUCCGAAACUUCAGCGUGGGGUCACGUGGCAGUCACGUGGUGGUCACUGUCGGAGCCCAACGGUAGGUGCAAAGCUGCGGGGACUGGGUCCCCAGCUGGCCACCAGGCCCCGCCCCCAGCCCACAGAACCCCGCCCCCAUUCUCCCUUUCCACCCCUCCUGUGCCCACAGACCCCACCCGUUUCUCAGCCUCGGUCUCAGUUCUGCACACCUUUUCCCCAGCCCACAGAUACCGUCUUCAGGACUCCUUCUUUCUUCCAUCCCUUCUAAUCCAUAGACCCCAUCCUAGUACACAAACACUUCCCUGAAGCUCAGUCCAUGCCCCCAGCCCUCAGACCCUUUCCCAGCCUGCAGACCCUGCCCUCAGGCUGUCCGCCUUCCUUGGACACUCCUGUCUCACAGCCUGUAGACUGCGCCUCCCUCUCAGGUCCUAACCCUCAGAGCCCUCUUCCUCCAGCCCUAUGUGGUCUUCAGACUCUCUUCCCAAGCCCCUGACUCCUAUCCUCAUAGCCCUUACUACUCCUCUACCACAGAGCAGAUUUCCUUAGCUUCUUCUCACUUCCAGACUCCCUUGGACUCCUGACCUUCUGGUCUGAAGCUCUCCCACGUCCCACCCUAUUUCUCAUUCAGACGCCUCUCUCCGAGUCACACCCCUCUCAAAUCACCUUUCUUUCUCAGGCUGCCCUGCAAGACUCACAGCCAGCUCUGUCUUUAUUGCUCCCAGGGAUCUAGUCCUUCAUGUCCUCCUGCCCUCAUGAGACCUGCUCACUGAUCCCUGGCCAGGAGCUGACAGAGUCCACAGAUGCCCUCACUGCGUUCUCGACUCCCUGUGGAGCUGGGCUCUGUUCCGGAUCCAGAAAGCCAGGUGGGCCGUCUGCAUCGCCUGGCUGUGGCUGGGGGCCCAAGCUGGGGCCUCACCCGACUCCUGCGGAGAGUUGUCCAGGUAGAUGGCGAGAACUCGGCUGGGCAGACGGCGCUCUUCCUCUCGGCGCUGCUGGGCCACAGCUCGGCUGUGCAGCUCCUGCUGGCCUCUGGUGCCAACCCCAACCACCGCUGCCUGGACGGCAGCACGCCUGUGCACGCGGGCGCCUUCUCGGGCCGUAGCGUCGUGCUCCUACACCUGCUGCAGGCGGGCGGCGACCUGCGUCUGCGUGACCAGCAGGGGCACAGCCCUUGGGACUGGGCAGAACAAGGUGGUGCCAAGCAGAGCUGGGAGAUGCUGGAACUGUUACAGCUGUGCCGGGCCCACAUGUCAGCCCUGGUGCACGGCAGUGAGUUGGCGCCCGCUGUCUCCCUGGGCCAGUGGCAGGCUAGCUCUGGACACAGCCUGUGUGGUGGUCUGCGGCUGGUGCAGGCGAACAGGGCAUGGAGGCCGGAGCAGACCAGGAGACCCCCCCGUGUCCCUGCCUUAGGGUUCGGCCAGCUGAGCAGCCUGUGGCCACUGGGGCUGGUAACAGGCGUACCUGUUGUGGACCCCAAGGAGCUGCUGCCAGCACAGGGCGAGCCCGACCGCACCUACAGGAGCAGCUCCCACACCCUCAUGGCCAACCUCCUGUGGAGGGGCCACCCUGUGACUGUGCGGCAGCUGAAGGUGCCAGGAGCCCAGGCUGAUGUGCUGUUGGCUGACCUUCAACACUGCAGGUGGGUCCCUCCAGCCAGCCCCCCAGGCCCACCAUCUUCUACCCGCCCUGCCCAACUUGAGUGUUUUGGAAAUAGAUGCCCAGAGAAUGUGGUGGUGGCCGUGGUUACAGCCUUCACCCCUGGGCCAGCAUUUGGCAUGGAGCCCUCCUACUGGAGUGACCCAGCUUACCACAGGAAAGUGGGCGCCCAGUUUUGUAGGCCUCGGAGAGGAGUGGGUGUUGGGAGGGUACCAAGGACAGUGGUGCUGGCCCCACCACUGCCAGGCUGUGUGACCUGGGGUCACCGUUUCUCCUCUGUCUGGUGGCUGAGGCAGAUGGUCAGCUCCGGGCCAGGUGGGCUAGGGCCUCCUCACAAGUGGCCUGCUCUUCUGCCCAGCGCCCUGCACCACCCCAGCCUGCUGCUGCUGAUGGCACUGAGCCCCUCCGAGGACCUAUCGGGGCUGUGCCUUCUCUUCGAACCCGUGUGGCUGGGCUCCCUUCAUGUGGUGCUACACCCCCGGGGCCCACGAGAAGGGAGACCCCCCCACCUCGUGCCAGGCCUGCUGCCGGGCCACCUGCUGCUGCAGGUACUGGAGGCCCUGCUGUUCCUGCAAGCCCGCUGGCGUGCUCACGGUGGCCUCAGCUCCCAUGCUGUGCAGCUGGUGCGGCCAGGCCUGGCAAAGGUGGGCAGCCUGGAGCAUGGGCGCCCGCUGCAGCAACGCUGGCUGCAGCCCAAGCCGCGGCAGGGUUACCCCUGGGGAGGCCCAGGCCCAGGGCUGCCCCCACCUCCUGAACUGUACCCAUGGCUGCCGCUGGAGCUCAUCCAUGGUGACAUGCCUGCAGCCACCUCAGACCUCUACAGCUUCUGCAUCCUGGCCCAGGAGGUCUUCACGGGAGAGCUGCCCUGGGCUGGAAAAAAAGGAGCUGAAGUGAAGGCUAAACUAGAGGCGGGUGAGAGCCCGGCCCUGGACCCCCUGGUGCCAGCCCCCUACCAGGCCCUGGUUCGGGCUGGGCUGGGCCUAGGGCCUGCCGACCGCUGCGGCAGCCUGCAGAGUACACGAUACCUGCUGCGGGAGGCCGUGGCUCAGGUACAGGACAGGCGGGUCAGGGGAGGGUGGCGGCCAGGGAACCUCAGGCAGGGCGUGUGUCCCACACCCACUUUACUCCUGCAGUCUUUACUCCUCCCCACAGGACUCGGCCUCUGAGGUGAGCUCCCCGAGGGACUGGGCCACACAGUGCCCUCCACCGCAGGGUUCUCCCCCAGGUUAGAGGGCCCAGAAGGGAUGGGAGCCGGCGCUGAGCAGAGCUCAGCUGUGCCCCCGCCCCAUUUCCCACUGGCUGGUCUGCAAGCCCAGACACUGUACUGUGAGCUGGCUCCCAGAGCCAAGACUGCACCUGGGCCUGUGGCCCGCUGUGAUGUCCCUAGGCCCCUCCCCAUCCUAGGCAGGAGCCAGGACAGGCACGUGGAGGACCGAGGGAGCUGUGGGCCACCCAUGCCAGCCCUCUGCCGUCGCUCUCUGCAGGUCAUGGGCCACAGCAGAGUCCAGAGGGGUGCCACCUGGGACUCAGGCAGCAGCUUGACUCUAGGCAGCAGCCCAAGUCCCCGCCCUGGCGUCUGCCCAGGGCACAGCCCCACAGCCAGGGUCAGCCUGGACCAGAGCCUGGAGCCCAGAUCAACAGUAUGGAUACCCCAAGUCCUGCGCCAUUGUCCAUUUGCUUACCCAUGACCCUUCCCCCCAGCUGUCACCAACCCCAAUUUCCCUGGCUGCCUCUCCUCUGACCAGGGACCACCUGGGACCCACAGUGUUCCCCUCGCUGACCGGUUACCCCCUCCCCACCCCCAUUCCCGACCAACCCUGCUUCCCCCAGGGCCCUGCCCUGCACGCCAGCCUUCAGGACUCAGCCUCCCUGCUGGGGACUCAGAGCUCUGAGGAGCAGUUUGAGAGGAAGUUCUCAGCCAAGAUCCAAGCCCUGCGGGGGCUGCGGCGGCACACACACAGGGCUGCCCUGCUGGAUCCCCAGCCUUGGGAGCCCAGCCCCUGCCUGCUGACCCACAGGGAGGCUUCCCAUGCCCUGGCGGCUGCUGGCAGGGAAGGCCACGAGGGCAGGUACCCAGCCCUGAGCUGAUCAGAGGAAGUCGCUUCUCCAGCCUGCAAAAGAUGGAUCUGCUGGAGGAGAUCAUAGCAGAGCUGCAAGGUGGAUGCCAACUUGAAGACGGGCCCAGGCUCAAUCCCACUCCUGACACACAUUGUUAGGGCACCCGUGGCCCCUUCUGUGCAGAUGUCGCCCCUCAGAGCCUCCC